AUGGUUUAUAUCCCGGACGACUCUGACUUCAGCUCAUUCAGGGACCAGUGCGAGAGUCUGGAGGGCUGGCAUAGCCAGUACAACAAGGGUGGGGUGAUGGUGUGGAGUCAGACGCCAGGGGAGAGCCGGACAGUGCAGAAAAUCAAGCUGUGCAUCACCUGCAAGGACGUGCCAGCUGCGACACUCUAUGAUGUGCUGCACGACACCCACUACCGCAAGAAAUGGGACUCCAACGUCAUCGAGACCUAUGACAUCGGGCGCCUGACGGCCAACACCGAUGUGGGAUACUAUGCCUGGAAGUGCCCGAGCCCCCUGAAGAACAGGGACUUUGUCACCCUGCGCUCCUGGCUGCCCCUGGACAACGACUACAUGAUCAUCAACUACAGCGUCAAGCACCCGAAGUACCCACCACGGAAGGACUUCGUGAGGGCUGUGUCCCUGCAGACGGGCUACCUGGUCAAGGCCAACGGCCCCCACGCCUGCACCCUCUACUACCUCACCCAGGUGGACCCCCGAGGUUCGUUACCAAAGUGGGUGGUGAACAAAGUGUCCCAGUUUGUGGCACCAAAGGCCAUGAAGAAGAUCUACAAGGCGGGGCUGAAGUACCGGGAGUGGAAGCAGAAGCAUGAGCCUGGCUUCAAGCCCUGGGUGUACCCAGAGCAGAACAUGCUGCCCAGCAUCAGCCUGGCUGAGCUGUCCCUGCAGCACGCCGACUCCCUGGAGAACAUCGACGAGAGUGGCCUGGCUGAGGACAGGACACACAUCAGCGAUGACGAGGCCUGAACGGGGCCCGCAGCCACCCCGCACCUGCCAGCAGGGCUGGAGAGAGGCCGUGCCCCUGCCACUCCACCGCAUGCUCAGGGUCAUUCAGCACGCACAGGAGCCUGGCAGUGGGUUGGGGGCAUAGUUACAAAUUUGUCUCCAGUGCUCUUGGUGUGAAUGUAUCCUUCAGCAUCUUUUCAUCCUGCUCCCAGUACACGGAGCCCUCUGCUCGGGAGAGAGAGAACUGCACCCACCUGGCACACAGAGCCCUCUGCUCGGGAGAGAGAGAACUACCCCCACCCACCCACCUGGCACACAGAGCCCUCUGCUCGGGGUAGAGAACUGCCCCCACCCACUCACCUGGCACACAGAGCCCUCUGCUGGGGAGAGAGAGAACUACCCCCACCCACCUGGCACACAGAGCCCUCUGCUCGGGAGAGAGAACUGCCCCAACCCACCCACCUGGCACACAGAGCCCUCUG
Mauremys mutica (yellowpond turtle) is the source of this 1244-nucleotide messenger RNA. RefSeq names its product START domain-containing protein 10-like. Gene Ontology annotation, molecular function: lipid binding. The transcript has 6 exons. NCBI's taxonomy places the organism in Eukaryota, Metazoa, Chordata, Testudines, Geoemydidae. The record is from RefSeq and is a predicted model, not a curated record. Bases 1 to 783 code for a protein of 260 amino acids.